CACAAGAAAGAUACUCAGCGACAGAGUUAGAAUUAUUAGCUGUCAAAUGGGCAGUAGGACAAUUUCAUGUAUAUUUGCUUGGAAAACCUUUUACCAUAAUCACGGAUCAUCAACCACUUAAAUAUCAGUUCAGCAACCUUCAGUUAAAUACACGAAUGCAAAAAUGGUUAAUACAUCUACAACAAUAUGACUUCAAAAUUGAAUAUAGUCCAGGAAGUGCACAGAAGCAUGUCGAUCACCUUUCAAGACCAACAG
Entrophospora candida is the source of this 255-nucleotide messenger RNA. Lineage: Eukaryota; Fungi; Glomeromycota; Glomeromycetes; Entrophosporales; Entrophosporaceae. The record is from the annotation of a GenBank genome assembly.